AUACAACAGAGCUUGCUUUUAAGAAAACGUAAACUACAACCGUAAUUACCAGUGGCGUCUGCGUGGAAUGAAUUGGUGGAACUAAAAGUAGCAAGUGCCAAAUUUCAUCGAAAUUGGUUAGGUAAUUUAAGGCUAAAAUAAUAAUUAGUACACGGAAGCGUAAUUUAGUGCCGUAUAUAGAAUCUGAAUGCACUAGUUUGGAUUAUUUGCAUAGUUUGCACUUAAGAUUAUGUGUAGGAGUUUACGCGAUGGCAAUCUAUUAGUAUACUAUUUUAAUAUUUACGGGGGCAGUUAUUAGUCCCUUUGAACUUCACGCCAUGUCAAGAUACAUACAAACAAGGUCGACACAUGUGGGCUGCUACAUCAAAACAAUAUUCCUUUAUAAUCUGUGAAUUAUAUGGCGCAUGCGCGGUUCCUGGGUCGAUAUUUAGUGACGUCAACGGGAGUCCGACUUCAGUCAGCCGCCGGUGGUCACAGAGAUCAUGUGGCUGCAAUGUAUCACCGUUACUGUACUGAUCGCCGCGACUUGCUCCCGCGAAGUUUUCACCAACUCCUUUCUGGUGCGAUUCAAGAGGUCCCUUCGUCACGAGGAGGCCCACAAUAUCGCCCUUCAUCAUGGCUUCGACAAUCUUGGCCCGGUCCUAGGCUCUGAUACAGAAUGGCAUUUUUCGCAUCGUGGGCUGCCACACGCCCGCACUCGACGAUCCAUUGCCCAUGCGCGAUUACUAAAACGCCACCCUCUUGUCCACACUGCAGUACAGCAAACGGGAUUUAAGCGUGUCAAACGCGGCUACCGGCCACUGCGCUUACCGGAAACACAACCUGCAGUUGACCCUCGCGAUCCCUACUUCCCUCUUCAAUGGUACUUAAAAAAUACAGGGCAGAAUGGUGGCAAGCCCAAGCUGGACCUUAACGUUGAGGCUGCGUGGGAGCAGGGAUACACCGGCAUUAAUGUCACCACCGCUAUUAUGGAUGACGGUGUUGACUACAUGCAUCCGGAUCUAAAAUAUAACUAUAACGCGGAGGCCUCAUAUGACUUCAGUAGCAAUGACCCGUUCCCUUAUCCAAGAUACACUGAUGAUUGGUUUAACAGCCAUGGAACCAGGUGCGCAGGGGAGGUAGCCGCAGCUCGGGACAACGGGGUGUGUGGCGUGGGCGUGGCAUACCAUUCUAAAGUCGCCGGUAUCAGAAUGUUGGAUCAACCCUACAUGACCGAUUUGAUAGAAGCAAACUCUAUGGGGCACGAACCAAACAAGAUUCACAUCUACAGCGCCUCGUGGGGACCCACAGAUGACGGCAGAACUGUUGACGGACCCAGGAAUGCCACCAUGAGGGCUAUAGUUAGGGGAGUCAACGAGGGUCGGAACGGGUUGGGCAAUAUUUACGUGUGGGCAAGUGGUGAUGGCGGUGAAGAUGAUGACUGCAACUGUGAUGGUUACGCGGCCUCAAUGUGGACAGUUUCUAUAAAUAGUGCUAUAAACGAUGGCCAGAACGCCCACUAUGACGAGUCCUGCUCCUCAACCCUGGCUAGUACUUUCAGCAACGGAGCUAGGGAUCCCAAUACUGGUGUAGCGACCACUGACCUGUAUGGAAAGUGCACUGCCACGCAUUCAGGCACUUCCGCCGCGGCACCGGAAGCAGCAGGAGUUUUUGCAUUGGCCCUACACGCUAACGCGAACCUCACAUGGCGAGACAUACAACAUUUGACUGUAUUGACGUCGAAAAGGAACUCAUUGUAUGACGCAAAGGGUCGUUUUCAUUGGACAAUGAACGGUGUUGGGCUAGAAUUCAACCAUCUAUUUGGUUUUGGAGUGCUCGAUGCAGGUGCCAUGACAGCUUUAGCCGCGAACUGGCGAUCUGUGCCGCCUCGGUAUCAUUGCGAAGCUGGCUCUGUUAAAACGCAUACUGAAAUACCAACUGAUGGCAGUGUGACCCUUCGCAUCGAGACCACGGCGUGUUCCGAAUCGGCGAGUGAAGUGCGAUACUUGGAACACGUUCAGGCGGUCGUUAGUGCGAAUGCUUCUCGACGUGGUGACCUCGAAUUCUUCUUAACAAGUCCAAUGGGAACUAGAUCAAUGAUACUAAGCAGGCGUUCAAACGACGAUGACAUGCGAGAUGGUUUCAUCAAGUGGCCUUUCAUGACGACACACACCUGGGGAGAGUAUCCACAAGGCACUUGGACUUUAGAAGCUCGAUUCAACGGUGGCUCAGGACCCAGUUCAGCGUCAGGUUGGCUUCGGGGUUGGUCUUUGGUCCUUCACGGAUCCAAGGCGCCACCCUACGCCCAGCUACAGCCCCAAGAUCCAUAUUCCAAGCUGGCUGUCGUCAAGAAAGCACACGAAGACAACGCACAUACGAAAUAAGCAUUUCCCUUUUAUUUGGCCUAGCACGUGAGAAAAAUGGGGCCAAUUUGUUUGAUAAUCAAAUACUUAGCCAUUGUGUGAAGGAAUAUAAAAAUGCUUGAUUUGUUUAUAUUUUUAAAUCGUCUAGUAAUAAUCUAUUUGGGGGAAGAGGGGAGGGGAACGAGGAAUUCAUCAUUACCUGUAUAUUUUGAUACGCUUUAUUUUAUUUAUAUUAACGGAGAAACAAAAAAAUCUUGUCUUGUCACGUGCUAGAACAAAACAGAGAAUUGUACCACAGACGUCUUUCAUUCAAAAGUUUUUUAGUGAUUUAAUUAUUUAAUUUUUGGAUAUAGAACACAUGCCAAAUUUUGUACUUAUUGUCCUUAGUUACGAAAGUUUUUAAUGCUUUAAUAAUUUUAUAUUUUAAGAUAUAAAAAAAUAUAUUUUUAUUCACGCAAUUGUGAACAGUUAAACAUUAUAGAUAUCGAUUCAAUAUAGUAUUUGUAAUUCAUACGGGUUUAUUAUAACGGAUCUAGUCAUACAAAGAGCAAAUAUAAUUUCACUUAACAACCAAACAAACACAAAGAAAACAAUAUCGUCAGUAUUAUAACUAUUUAGUAUUUGAGUUUGAAGAUAACUUCGUAAAUGUACUUUUUCUCUAUGAUAUAUUUAAUUCAUCUUAAAAAAAAACUAAACAACAUAUCACACUAUGAUAUAUACAAUCUUUAAUCACCAAAAAUAUAGAAUUCAAUCUGUUAUGCAUACAUAUAUUAUUUUAUAACUAUUUUAACUCAAAACACAUAUAGCGCACCUUAAUUCAAAUAUACUUCUUUAAACCCAGCUAAAAGAAGUAUAUUUGGAGUUUCUUGUAACUGCUAUAGGAUGUAUAAAAAUAUUAUAGUUAAAAUAUAAAUAUGAAAAAAAAACUUCCUUUUGGGCCCAGCAUGAAAUUUUAAUUACUAAAAUAAUAAGCUUCCAUAAUAACAAAAGUUUUAUAUUGGGCAAAAAAAGUAGUAAAUACAAAUUAAUAGAAUAAGCGCAGUUAAAGAGAAAUAUUAUGUAUUACUAUAUUAAUA
Pieris brassicae (large cabbage white) is the source of this 3418-nucleotide messenger RNA. RefSeq names its product neuroendocrine convertase 2 (gene amon). Gene Ontology annotation, cellular component: trans-Golgi network; Golgi membrane. Bases 483 to 2363 code for a protein of 626 amino acids. The transcript is spliced from 14 exons. Lineage: Eukaryota; Metazoa; Arthropoda; Insecta; Lepidoptera; Pieridae. Gene Ontology annotation, molecular function: serine-type endopeptidase activity. Gene Ontology annotation, biological process: protein processing. The record is from RefSeq and is a predicted model, not a curated record.